GUUACAGGCAGUUAACCUCAAGAUGAGCCAGUCAACCUUCACAAACACAGAGUCCCAGCCACUGUCACUAACCUAUUUGUUUUUAUAUAUCUAAAAUAAGCUUUCACAUUUCGGAGUGCAUUGGCAAAGAGCUCUCUGCAAAAGGAUGACUUUACAGUCUCUAACUGCUGUAAACUGUGCCAGUCUUAUUCAACCAGGCUGCUCCCUGCUUGAGUUGGAGGGUGAUGUUUACCUCUUCGGCCAAAAAGGCUGGCCAAAACGCUCAUGUCCGACUGGAGUUUUUGGUGUGCGGCUAAAACAAGGAGAACUUAAGCUCCGUCCAAUUUCUUUCUCAAACAGCUCCUGUUAUCUUCCUCCCCUUCGAUGCCCAGCGAUAGCUCAUUUUAAGCCCUCCGAUGACAGCCCUGAAUGUUACCUCAUUCACGGCGGGCGAACGCCCAACAACGAGCUGUCCUCAAGUCUCUAUAUGCUGAGCGUGGACAGCAGGGGAUGCAACCGUAAGAUCACCUUGCAAUGUAAAGAGAAGGAGUUGGUUGGAGAAAUUCCUAGCGCACGGUAUGGCCACACCAUCAGCGUGAUCCACAGCAGAGGGAAGACGGCCUGUGUUUUAUUCGGUGGUAGAUCCUACAUGCCGCCUGCUGAGAGAACCACGCAGAACUGGAACAGCGUUGUGGACUGUCCACCACAAGUCUUCCUUAUUGACCUGGAGUUCGGUUGCUGUUCUGCACAUAACCUACCCGAGCUCACUGAUGGCCAGUCAUUUCACGUGGCCCUGGCAAGAGAGGACUGUGUCUACUUUCUGGGCGGUCACAUUCUCAAUUCUGAUUGUCGACCUCCUCGACUGAUCCGUCUACGUGUGGAGCUUCUCCUAGGAAGCCCUGUCCUGACCUGUAGUGUUCUGCAGGAUGGUCUGGCUAUUACCAGUGCCAUUGUUGCUCCUAUUGGCUAUCAUGAGUACAUCAUUAUUGGUGGUUACAAAUCGGAGUCCCAAAAGCGUAUGGAAUGCACUUAUGUUGGACUUGAUGAUGUUGGAGUACACAUGGAGCAACGUGAACCACCACAGUGGACCGGCGAAAUAAACCAGAGCCGAACUUGGUUUGGCGGAAGCUUGGGAAAAGGAAGCACGCUUCUUGCCGUUCCCACGGAAGGAAAUCCAACUCCACCAGACGCCUACCAUUUCUACCAAAUCAGCUUCCAGCAGGAACGAGAUGGAGAUCAAACAACUCAAGGCUGCAGUCAGGAGUCCAAUGAGUUGGAGGACUCUGCACCAUUGGAGGACUCGGAGGAGCUCUAUUUUGGCCGAGAACCUCACGAGUUGGAGUACAGCAGCGAUGGAGACGGUGACACCUACAACGAGGAAGACGAGGAGGAUGAAUCUCAGACCGGUUACUGGAUCAAGUGUUGCCUCACCUGCCAGGUAGACCCAAACACAUGGGAGCCAUUUUACUCUACUGAGCUCACCCGUCCUGCCAUGAUCUACUGCUCCAGGGGUGAAGGUGGACACUGGGUUCAUGCUCAGUGCAUGGAGCUCUCCGAAAGCCUUUUGCUUCGACUCUCGCAAGGCAACAGCAAGUACUUCUGCCUGGAUCACGGAGGCCUGCCCAAACAAGAGAUGACACCACCACGCCAGAUAUUGCCUUUGAAGAAAGUCCCAUUGAAGAUGACCCAUCGCAAGACUCCAGUCACACUGAAAAUGACCCCAGCCAAGAAAAGCUUCAUCAGGAGACUUUUUGACUGAGCUGUUGUUGUGGAAUGUCAUGAGAUCAAACAAAUGUGAUUUUUGUGUGUUUGGUUGUUUUAUAUAUUCACGGUGUAAUUUUCAGACUGAUUUAAACCACUGAAAUGUUUUUUAG
This is a messenger RNA of Paramisgurnus dabryanus, 1853 nucleotides long. RefSeq names its product recombination activating gene 2 (gene rag2). Gene Ontology annotation, molecular function: sequence-specific DNA binding; protein binding. Lineage: Eukaryota; Metazoa; Chordata; Actinopteri; Cypriniformes; Cobitidae. The record is from RefSeq and is a predicted model, not a curated record. Gene Ontology annotation, biological process: V(D)J recombination. Gene Ontology annotation, cellular component: DNA recombinase complex; nucleus.